This is a messenger RNA of Botrytis deweyae, 1707 nucleotides long. RefSeq lists its product as uncharacterized. The transcript has 3 exons. NCBI's taxonomy places the organism in Eukaryota, Fungi, Ascomycota, Leotiomycetes, Helotiales, Sclerotiniaceae. Gene Ontology annotation, molecular function: long-chain fatty acid-CoA ligase activity. Gene Ontology annotation, cellular component: endoplasmic reticulum; membrane. Bases 1 to 1707 code for a protein of 568 amino acids. The record is from RefSeq and is a predicted model, not a curated record.
AUGGGGUUCGAUAAUCUCAUGCUCUAUCUCGAUGAGAGCAUUACAGGUGUUCUCAGCGAUUGGGAUCUUUAUUCAACCUUAAUUGUUACUGUUCUCAUCGGCUUCUUUGUGUACACAGUUGUAACAUCUCGCGAUCCGGAUUCACAUCCUAUGCUCUUAGCCCGUCAAUCACAGGCAUCUCCAGUCAGACAAGAAGGACAAUCUGCCGUCUUCAGAAAUCACACUUCCCCCCAUGGCAUACCUCUCAACUCAGGACUCAACGUCAAAGACCCUGGUGAUUCGAAAUGGACCCCAGGGCGCAAUGGUGACUUGAGAGACAUCUGGCGUAAAGCAGUCACUGGGGCUGUCGAUAGGGAAGGGAAAGAAACUGGAGAUAUUGGCAGCCUCAUGACAAUACAUGGUUCCGAUAAACUAGUCACUCACAAGCUUGCCGAUAUUACUCGUCAGAUCAACUUGAUUGGUCAACAUAUCAAGCAAAAUGGCGGAACUAACGUUGCAAUAUAUUUACCAAACUCUAUCGAAUACAUAGCAACGUUGUUCGCUUGUGCCUUCUACGAUCUCAGUGCGAUACUUCUGCCAUAUGACGAAUCUCCCGAAAGCUUAAUAGAAUUGAUACAAAAGUCCAAAGCGGAUACGGUCAUUGCAGCUGUUGGUUCUUUCCCAUUUGAUGUAGUGACAAAGUCAUACCCCGCUUUGCAGCAAAUGAUAUGGGUGGUGGAUGAUGGCAGCAAGCAUAUGGACUGGAAUGAAAUUCCAAAGGGUACUGGCGGAGCUGUGAAUGUUUCUACCUGGCAAGAGAUUCUUCAAGAUCAGGAGGCUCAUGCAGGUUCCGAACUUCCCGUCGUUGACAAGAAUGAUAAGGAGCCUAACAAAGUCGUUGCAUUCUGGCCUAAUGGAGAACUCGUGGAAUACACUCAAUCAGUGCUGGUGGCCGGUGUUUCCGGUCAACUCUCCUCCAUACCCACUAUUCAACGUAUCACAUCUAAAGAUCUUUUUCUCUCAGCGGAACCACUAUCAAAGAUCUAUCCUUUGAUCCUAACUCUUUCUGCACUUUACUCAAAUUCUUCCGUCGCAUUAACAUCUGUUGCCAUCAAAGACCCCGAUCUCGUUCUGGCAACGAAGGGUACAUCCCCAACGAUUGUGGUUGCUUCUUCCACCACUCUCGCGAAACUCCACGCAGAAACCAAGGAUAACUUAACUUCCCCACUCUAUCAAGUCAUCCACUGGUUUCAAACUCGAUCCUUGGUACAGAAUGGUGUUAUGCCUCUUGCCACCGUCUUUUCCCGCAUGUACGAUCAUCUUCGCCCAAUCAUUGGCACAACGCCUGGGAAACUUCGCUUAAUUUACGUUUCCGAACCUGUUGGUGCACCGUCAACACCUUUGAGCGCUGAAAUGCUCUCAGAUCUCCGUAUUUACACAGGCUCAAGAAUUGUGUACGCCCUUACAGCAUCAAAGGUGGCAGGCGCUGUCUCUCAAACUGGUAUAUAUGAUUACAGAGUAGACGAUGGUUCAGAGAAAUACUCGCACUUUGGAGCGCCUCCUCCAUCCGUCGAGAUCUUUUUGAAGGAUACCAAGGAGUAUCAAACUUCUGACACAUUUUCCGUUGGACAGAUCACGGUAAGAGGCCCUGCCGUCGUAGGAGGAGAAGCAGACUUGGGUAUCGCAGGAAAGAUGAAACCAGACCACACACUCGCUCUAAUUUCAUGA